Polypterus senegalus (gray bichir) is the source of this 1593-nucleotide messenger RNA. Its product is annotated as zona pellucida sperm-binding protein 4-like. The coding region runs from base 45 to 1574 and encodes 509 amino acids. The transcript is spliced from 13 exons. Gene Ontology annotation, cellular component: egg coat. Gene Ontology annotation, molecular function: acrosin binding; structural constituent of egg coat. NCBI's taxonomy places the organism in Eukaryota, Metazoa, Chordata, Cladistia, Polypteriformes, Polypteridae. The record is from RefSeq and is a predicted model, not a curated record. Gene Ontology annotation, biological process: binding of sperm to zona pellucida; prevention of polyspermy.
CUCUCCUGAGUUCAUGUCAUAUUCCUGUUUGGCGCAUUCACAGCAUGGCGCGUUUGGGUUGCUGGUGUUUUUUCCGGUUUGCAGUGUGGGUGUUGGGCGCUCAUUUUGUUUCUGCAGCGUUUGGGGCUGUGACUAAGAAAUGCGAUGAGGACAAGGCGAUGACGGUGUCGUUUGAUGGUUUUCCGGCAGUUUUUCUCCAGAAGACGAGAGGCGGGCUCGUAAAGGUGACCAAAGAUCUCCCAGGAGUCGUUCUCCAUUUAAUCUCUGGUCGCACCACACUAACGGUCCCCUUUUCUUCAUCGUUCGCUCACGUGACUGAACCGGGCUCCCAGUACGUCGUAACCAUUGCCGUUGGAUCUCGAACAAAUGUGAAAACCUUCACAUGCCCUAAACCAGCUCGCCGAUCUGGGAGUGUUGCUGAGAGAUGUGCAGUUGCAGCCAGUGAGAAGCUCCCUUGUGGAGGGUCUUCAUCCAUCACUCAAGCAGACUGUGAAGCCAACAACUGCUGCUAUGAUUUGAGCAGCAGCACCAGUCCAUGCUAUUAUGCCAAUGAUGUGACUGUGCAGUGCACCCUGGAUGGCCAGUUUGUGGUGGUGGUGUCUGAGAAAGUGACCCUUCCUUCCCUGGAUCUCGGGUCAAUCCAGUUGGUGGACAGCAGUUCCCCCAACUGCAGCCCUGUGACCAGCCUGUCCAGCUUUGUCCUGUACCAGUUUCCAGUCAGUGCCUGUGGCAGCACAGUUCAGCUUUCUGGUGGCAAUGUGACUUACCAGAACACCAUGUCUGCUGCCAUCACUGUGAGGAGUGGUCCAGAGGGCUCCAUCACCAGGGACAGUGUCUACAAGUUAUUCUUCCAGUGCACCUACUCGGGAAGCCAGGAUGUGCGGCCGUUUGACCUGGAAUUGGUCAUUGCAACAGAUUCCUCCUAUGGCUCUUACUAUGUGGAUGCUGACUACCCAGUGACCAGAACUCUGAGGGAUCCUGUGGCUGUGGAAGUGCACAUCGUGAACAGGACUGACCCUAACCUUGUGCUGACUCUUGGGGACUGCUGGGUCACUCCAGGACCUUCUGCUUCCAGCCAGCCCCAGUGGAGCCUUCUGGUGAAUGGGUGCCCAUACAUGGGGGACAACUAUUUGACCAGCUUGGUGACUGUGGACAACACAUCUGGAGUGGCCUACCCAAGUCAUUACAAGAGAUUUGUGUUUGAGAUGUUUGCUUUUGUGGAUCCUGUAGCUCGGCAAGCCUUGGCUGAAAAGAUCUUCAUCUACUGUGUUGCUGCUGCCUGCUAUCCCUCUGCCACAGACCCUUGUACUCAGAGCUGCCCUGUAAGAAGAUCUGGCAGAGCUGCAGACAAGGUGGCACAAAUUGUUUCCUCCAGGAAGAAUAUGCUCCUUCACAGUGGUCCUGUGGUCUUUGUGGCUGACGGUAUGCAAACCUCCAGACUGGAGCAGAAAGCCUCUCUUCCCAGUGGAUACCUGGUACUGGGAGCUGCAGCUGCCAUGUUGAUGGUGAUCCUGGUUUUAGCUAUAGUUGCUUUGAGAAGGUUGAACAAGCAGAAAGUGAAUCUGAAAUUUUAAAUAAAAGGCUCUUCAUGAA